Molecule: messenger RNA, 5213 nt
Organism: Eriocheir sinensis (Chinese mitten crab)
Lineage: Eukaryota; Metazoa; Arthropoda; Malacostraca; Decapoda; Varunidae
Product: protein abrupt-like
Biological process (GO): regulation of transcription by RNA polymerase II
Cellular component (GO): nucleus
Molecular function (GO): protein binding
Source: RefSeq, a predicted model, not a curated record
GAACACACCGCUCCGCCCAUCAUCUCCCAACUUCAAGCCAACUUCACGCCCACCACAGCCCUCCCAGCGACACCCCCGCCCCGCCCCCAGCCGCAGCACCUCCCCCAGCACCUCCCCCCAGUCGUGACACCCUCUCCUGCCACUGGGGGAGGCUGUGUGAGCGGGAGAAGAGGGAUGUGUGUGUCGACAGGAUGACUGCGUUUUGCUGCUCCCGCCAAUCGUGUGACCCAGGCCUUGCGAAGAUGGUGGAACAACACUUUUGCCUGCGGUGGAACAACUACCGCACCAACAUAACAGCGGAGUUUGAAACACUGCGGGAGGGGGAGCACUUUGUGGACGUGACACUGGCCUGUGACGGGCAGCAGCUGAAGGCACACAAGGUUGUCCUCUCAGCCUGCAGCCCCUACUUCAAAGAGCUGCUACAGGGGAACCCAUGCACACAUCCGAUCAUUAUCCUGCGUGAUGUGGCGUACACACACAUGAGAAGCUUGUUGGAGUUUAUGUACGCAGGGGAAGUAAACAUCUCCCAAGUACACCUGGGUGCCUUCCUUCACACGGCAGAAGCCCUCAAGAUCCGGGGUCUGGCUGAGUCCUCUGAUGACCGCAAGGAACAUGGUGGGCUAAACAGCAACUCGCCUCUGUCGGCCCUCAAGUCCUCCAUCAUCGGUCUGGGCAACAUGGGUCUGGCCGGCCUGGGCAGCCCCUCCAUCCUUGAGCGCCCCUUAGUGCCCCAGCUGCUGCCCCACCACACUGACAAGCCCGCGCCUCACAGUGCCCCCCACCACCCCCCUCACUUGGUGCCUCCCUCUCCUGGCCGGGCGGCACCCCUCCCGACCCCAUCGCAAGGCGGCCCCCCCAGCACCAGCUCCAGCAGCAGCACCCCAUCCAGCCUGCCCCAGGGCCCCCUCCCCCUCACCGUGCCCCACUCCCAGGUCGCGGACCGCCCCCCUCGCCCCCCAGAGCCCUCGGAGCGCACCCCCUCCCCUCCCCCGCCCCUGCCGCCCUGCAAACGGAUCCGCCUUGAAAAACGCACCCACCUGGACUCCCCGGCCCCCCCCCUGGAAAAGAACAGCCAUGCAGAUCCCACCAACGGACCGGGGGGGGCCGCCGCUGCCUCCGCCGCCUCCACUCCCACACCCUCCCAGCCGCCAGAGGACCUGACUCACCCCGUGCUCAAGACUGAGCCCGUGGAGAGUGUGACCCCGGACACUGAGGGCGGCGCUGGUUGGAGCACACACGAGGAGGGCGACAGUAGCAGUUGUGGCGGGGGCGGCUGCGGGGAAGGUGGGGGUGGCGGAAGAAGUAGUGGAGGUGAAAGAGGAGGAGGAGGAGGUGGAGGGGGCGGCGGCGGCGGGGGGGAGACCAAUGCCACCCCCGGCCCCACCCCCCCUGGCGGCACCCCCCCAGACCAUGAAAACACUAGUCACCUUCUUCAAGCACUCAGCUCGGAAUCUCACCUCCAAGGGAUCAUGCGCAGCUUUGAGCCCCUGCCCUGCCCGAUCUGCCAGCGCACCUAUAGCUCCCCGGGCAACCUCAAGCAGCACCUGGAGAACAUUCACAUGUCCUGCAAUGAGCUCAACUUUGAGUGUCGCAUCUGUGGCAAUAAAUUCAAGAGCAAGUGGUACCUGCACAAGCACCUCCACCGUGCCCACCACAUACGCGGCCGCAAGGAGAUUUAGGUUGCCUUAGUCUGUGUGCGGGGACUGCUGCACGCUGCUGCUGCCGCCCCCGCCAGCGUAGGCAGCGGGGGGGUGAGGGUAGGCCAGGUGACUCACUCUAGCGUCAGCAUCAGCCCAGUGAGUGGUAAGCGGGUAGUGUAUGGCGUGCUGUGCUGUGCUGUGCUGCGCUGGGCCACAAGUCAGAGGCGGUGCAGGUACCAUAAAAUCAUUGGCCUUAAUAAGUUACAAACAAACAAAAUCUUUCCUUAUGAGUUCUUUACCACUAAAAUUAAGAGCUAAAAGUGAAUGAGAAAAGCAAAAAUUAUUCUUCUGAGGUUGCCAUCAACUGUGGUCUGCUAAUUUUUUUCUUAACCAAGCAUUUCACCCUAAUAGACGCCUCACAUGGUGCACGAAUGCCCGGCGAGAGGGGGGGGGGGGCUGCUUGGGAGGGCGGGCGGGCGGGAGGUGGAAACGUCCUUGCAAGGGAACGCGGUUUACACCCACACGCACUGCCAUGCUAAGCUCCGUUCAGUGCUACACGGCGCUUUGAACUUCCCUCACCUCGACCCACUCACAAACCCUUAUACUCAUGCCCCAAUCCACCACCCAUGUCCAUACCACCCCCCCAUACCACCCCCUCCGUUUCCUCCCUAUCAUUCCGCUUCAUUCCACAUCCACGCCUCCGCUAGAUAAGUUACCCGCGUCUGUUGUUUAUUUAUUUAUCCAUCUCCGUGUUAUUGGUAUUUUCAGUGACGUCAUAUUUAUUUUUUUUGUUUAUUUAUUUAUUUUUUUUUUUGGUUUGUGGACGGUUGGUGUGUGUUAAGGUGACCGGCUUUUGUUCAUUUCCUUCUGUUUUAUCUGGUUCUCCCUCGUUUGUUUGUUUGUUUGUUUGUUUGUUUGUGUUCCGAUGUGUUGAGGAAAGUGUUAUGGAUUCUGUGUUUAAACUUUUCAUUUUUUCUCUUUCAUCAUCACAACAAAUAUUUUUAAUGCCCAGACACACACACACACACACACACACACACACACACACACACACACACACACACACACACACACACACCAUCUCGAACCAUCAACAACGAGACUUAUUUUUUAUUUCCUAUCCGAUUCUGCCCAUUGAGAGGACUCCAUUUAGGCCUAUUUCAAGCUUUUAUUUUUCCUUGAGGCCCGUUUUUGAAUCAUAAUAAUAAUAAUAAUGAUAAUAAAUAGCAUUUCCGAGAGACAGGCGCUUAAUUAUAGCCAUGAUCCGAGUGAAUGCGAUUUAUCCAUACUGUCGAAGAGGUACACAAGAGUUGCACAUCCCUGGGAAAAGAAGUCAUGUUAGUAUGUCCAUGGGUAGUGUUUCGAGCCCAGUGAUAGUUUGACAAGGCUUCAGUGGAGGCUGUGUUAGUAUGUCCAUGGGUAGUGUUACGAGCCCAGCGAUAGUUUGACAAGGCUUCAGUGGAGGCUGUGUUAGUAUGUCCAUGGGUAGUGUUAUGAGCCUGGUGGUAGUUUGACAAGGCUUCCACACCAUGAUCGUAAAAACACACUCAUGGGAACGUAACCUAACCUAACCUUAACCUAACCUGACUAACCUCCUCUGUGGCCUUGGGAAGAAGUUUUUAGAACCGAGAGCGUCGAGGUUACCGAUGCAAAGUUUAAAUGUCGAAGAAAAUAGAAAAAACAGGAGAAGAAGAAGGAAAGGGAAAGGAAGGAGGGAAGUAGAGGAGAGAAAAGGGGAAAAAAGUAGGAAAAGGUAGAGAGAAAUAAGGAAAAAAAGAAAGUAGAGAAGGGAAACGAAAAAGACAUGAGCGUAACCAACCCUUCAGUCAUGUCGUUAAGUGUUGAUCCCGGUGAAUUAAAUCGAUAUAAACGUAGGUAUAGGGAGAGGGAAGAGAGAAGGAAGGAAGAAAGAUUGGAAAAAAAAAGAAAGGAGAGAAGGGAAAACAAGAUAUAACCACAAUCACAUCUUCAGUCACGUCGUUAAGUGUUGAUACCGGUGAAUUAGAUAGAUAUAAACGUAGGUAUAGGGAGAGGAACGUCGUGGAAAGCAAAAUUAGCGAGGGAAAGUCUGGAUCAAUACCUGUUCCACCUCCUUACUCUAGCGUGCGACGAGAAUUAGAUAAAUAUAAACGUAGGUAUAGGGAGAGGAACGUUGUGGAAAGCAAAAUUAGCGAGGGAAAGUCUAGAUCAAUACCUGUUCCACCUCCUUACUCUUGCGUGCGACAGGAGCUACACGAGACGCAGUACGGCAGAGGAGGUACAUAGGAAAGCGCAAAAUCUCUCCUCGGUGUACGGUUUAGCCUCUGGGGUGUCUUGCGUUAGAGGAAAGUCGGAUAGCAGGAACCUUGUGUGUAUGUCAUCUGCUUCUCUCUAGCAUGCGACAGGAGCUACACUAGACACAGUACAGGGAAGGAAAUAUAUAGGAAGGCGCAAAAUCUCUCCUCGGUGUACGGUUUAGCCUCCCAAGUCUCUGUGUUAAGGGAGAGUCACAUAACAGGAACCUUGUGUAUAUGUCAUCUGGAGCACUUUAGCGUGGGACGGGAGCAACAGAAGACAGUACAGGGAAGGAAAUAUAUAGGAAGGUGCAAAAUCUCUCCUCGGUGUAGAGUGUAGUCCCUCAGGUGUCGGAACUUCCCCUAUAAUUCCUUCCCUUUCUGUCUCUCUCCGGCACAUGACCACAGAUGUUGCGCUGACUAAACGAAACUUUCAGGUGUCGGAACUUCCUCUAUAAUUCCUUCCCCUUCUGUCUCUCUCCGGCAUAUGACCACAGAUGUUGCGCCGACUAAGCGAAACUUUCAGGUGUCGGAACUUCUCCUAUAAUUCCUUCCCUUUCUGUCUCUCUCCAGCACAUGACCACAGAUGUUGCGCCGACUAAACGAAACUUUCAGGUGUCGGAACUUCUCCUAUAAUUCCUUCCCCUUCUGUCUCUCUCCGGCAUAUGACCACAGAUGUUGCGCCGACUAAACGAAACUUUCCAACUUUCUCAGGUGUUGAAAACGGUAUCGGGUUAACCAAUGCGGGUUUUACAUAUAUAUUUUUCUGUUUUGUGUCUUUUAAAUCUGUUUCGUAUAGUUAUAUUUACCUCGCUGUUGAUUCAAAGUCCAGGGCGAUAUAUAUAUUUAUUUGACCGUUGAUGCUAAAGCUAGAGAUAUAUUUAUGGAGCUAUAGAUGUAUUUACUUGAAAAAAUUUAUGCAAUACAAAUUUUUAUAUCUAUACUUAAAAUUUUGUGGGUUUGGUAAGAGUAGGCUAAGGAAGGAGGGAGAGAGAGGGGAAGGGAAGGGAAGGGAAGGGAAGGGAAGGGAAGGGAAGGAAGGGAAGACAGAAAGAAAGAGAAAAAGGAAAAUAAAAUAAAGAAAAAGAACAAGAGAAAGAGUUAGAGGAAUAGAAAAAACAGGGAAAGAGGACAAAAAAAUAUACAUAACAAAGAAAAAUAAGAAGUUGCUAAAUCUAUAUCUCGUGUACAUUCCAAUAGAGUGAUGUGCUGUUGAACAUUCCAUUGUGCUGUCCGCCAUUUUAGUGCCACGGCGAUCACUGCUUAGAAAUAUAGUCUUGGCAGUGUUAGGAGGAAGAAG